UGUGGAAAAUAAUUCGGAGGAUCCACCGCCUCUGAUCGCUUCGCCGUGCCUUUCCCGCUUUCCGUCGCCUCCGGAAUCGCUGCGCCAGCCAACUACCGGCAUUCCUUCUCGUUUCUUCAUGUAGAGACAAAAAUCCGAGAAAGGUCGGCGGAAAAAGAAGAAAAAGGAAAUAAAGAAACAUCCACCACCAUCGUUGUCACGUUGUUGUCGCCUGUCGCCACCGGCUGCUGAAGGAAAUCGACGAGCAGAUCGAUAGACUAAGAUUGACGAGGCAGAAAUCUCUCCUCUGCAGGACAACGCUCGUGGUCCUGCUGCAAUCCUCAGUUCCACCAUUUCCGAAUCGCUGUUGCAUUCUUUGAUGGGAAGAGAGAGGCCGAAACCUUAAAGAAGCAGUCUUCAACUUGGACCUGCCCAUUCCCCUGUUCUUGAUUAUCAAUCUGAACCCCAGGUAUAGCUUCUUGCUUCUGCUAUUCGUUGAUAGGAGCAAGCAUGCAUGUUUGUAAGGACUCUUGCGGGUUGGAUGUGUUUGUUUAAUCAUUUUCACUUGUGCAUGGAAGAUUGCUUGCUGAUUCACCCUUGUGGAACGUGGUAUUUUUUUUUGGGUUGGAAGAACUCAACUGCUCAUCCCCUUGUAAUUGAUCAUUGUAAAUUUAUAUUGAAGUGUAUCGUUCCUUAUAUGAUUGGUGAUUGUUCGUCUGACUUGAGCAAGAUCCCUUUUGUCAUUGUCGUGAUAGAACGGAAGAUUGUCUUGAUCUUCUCAUUUUUUAGUGAACGGUAAUCAUGAACUUCGUAAUAAAUGUCCUUGAAUAUGGUUUUGAAAGUGCUUUUGAAUGACCUGGUUCGAAAUGAGUUCGUAAUAGAAUAACUUUCUUGCUAGUUCGUGAUUUGUUUCUUCUGAGGAAAACACUCUCGAGUUGAACAGAGGACAGAAACAUGUGAACUCAUUGUUAUACUCCUUCACCAAUAACUAUUGCAACAAUCUAAGAACUUGUUCUUGCUUGGUUCGAAAGGUGAUGGUAAAAGAGCUGUUGCGGCUUCAAAUUGAGCUUGAUUGUUGAUUUGAAUUGUCAAUCUGGUUUGUGACAUAGCUCCUUAGGCCAGUUGCGUACUGCAAUCCAAUCCCAACAUGAUGAAAACAGGUCCCCCCCUGUUUAGUUGCGCCUUUAGGUGGCUGAGCUUGUAUAGUUUUCUUAUAAAAAAGAGCGAGUUUGUAAAUAGCUCGAGGCGAUUUCCUUGUUGGCUGCUUUCUAAUAUCUUAGCUCUUCUAUGUAUUUUGUACAACCAAAUUGAUUGAAAUUAAUAAACAUAGGAACUUUAUUUCUCUCUGCAUGCUUGUUGGUAUUGAGAGAAAAAACAUGUUUUUGGUACGUUUGUAUGCUGCCAGAGUCUUUGCUUGCUUAAACUCCUGCUGACAUAUUCAUUUCUACCUUUUGGGGAUCUCACUAUAACAACAUGGGAUCCUGAAGAAUUAAAACAAUUUGGAAUUAGAGAAUGGUUUGUUUUAUGAAAUUAUUUGUUUUUGACUCAUGGAUUCUUCCCUUGUCUCUGUUUUCUUCUUGCACUUUGUCCUUCUUGUUAAGUCUGCAACGCUAGGUGAGAUAGAGCUUUCAGUUCAUUUACAUCAAUCUUGAAAAGGCCAUUCAUUUCUGUUUAAUGUAAUUUGUUCAAAAGCUUGCUGAUUAGUCGUAAUUUAUGCAGGACAUUCUGUUUUGGCUGUCAGAGGUUGGCAUUUGCAGAAUCAAGGUUACAGAUCUGGUAAACCUGCUUGAUUCCAAAAUAGUCAUGCGUGAUUAUUGGUGGUUUCUCCUAGACAUGAAAGGAGAGUCUCCAUAUAUCUUACCUGUCGUGCCCCUUCUCUCACAUAGUUGCAGCAACCACUUAUUUGCUCAAUUUAGCUCAUUUAUGGAUAACUUCACGGAUCAGUCUCGGUUGUUAGAUGGCCCUGGCCGUAUUACCGAAGAAGCUUUUCGUCGUACUUCAAAGGUUUCGGAGCAAGUUAAGCACGCCACUCCGAUGGACUUAUAUAUUGAUGGGUUUUGCUCUGGUUCUGCCUCAAAAGGAAAACCUUUCUCCUCAGAGGUGUUAAAAAAGAUCUCUGGUAUUUUGACAAGGCUAAUGUCUAGAGAAGCUGACGGGAACCAGUCAUUACCUGUGCUAUCAUUAGCUAGCGCCUUCAUUCCACCAUUUAAGAAUUCAUCUCCUGAAUUAUUAGGUGGGAACCCUGAUAAUGAAGCAGUUAGAGUGCGCACUUUCUUUGAUCAAAGCCAGUGUACCAUUGAACCUCGGGGAUGUUCAAUCUGUUCAUGUCCUGACAUAAACUGGGAAAAUCAUGCAAUUGAGCCAAGAACUGGCAUUGAGUUCCCAAUAGUACUUAAUAGUUCAACCCAGGAGAAGAAAUCUAAUCUAUCCCCGGAGAUCCUUGUUGGAACUGGUUCAAGAACCAUGAAAAUAAUCAAAAUAAAGUCUCUUAAAGUCUACGCAUUUGGUUUCUAUGUCCAUCCUAACUCGCUCUGUGAGAAGUUGGGCUGGAAAUAUGCUUCCAAUCAAGUAUGUGAAGUAGGCAAGAAGCAUGACUUCUACCAGGACCUUCUCAGGUAUCUAGCAACUUAACCUCAUGGUUGAGUUUUCUUUUCCUCCAAAUUUUGCAUCUUUUCUUGGACUUCAUUUUUGUUAGAUAAAUAUUCAUCUAAGGGUAACCUUGGGAUGUCAGUGGUGAUGAUGCAGCUCCUAACUUUUCAAUCUCAUGAAAACACCCAAAUCACCUAGUAUUUAAACCUUGGGCCGACAUAUAUUUUAUAUUUAUAUAUAUUCUCAAUUUCCUAGCUAGGCUAUGAAGCUAUAUAAGAAGCUUGCGAGGAUGUUCUGAAACGUCUUUACUAUUGUUACCUUGUGAGUCAAUUGCUUUUAAAUUCCUUCCCAAGUGACUUGGCUAAGAUGAGAAAUCGCUUUAGAAAGUUCUCUCCCGGCCUUUGUUCUCUCCUGUUUUUCCCAUCAGAAAUUAAAUGAAUUUUGUAACUACUUUCUUUUAUUGGCAUGGUUGGGCACUUUGGUUGGUAGAUCAGACUGCAUAACCAAAAUGUUUGUUUAAUGUAAACAAAUUUGAUUUUUUUACGAGUACAAUGUAUUAAAUUUAUAAAACUGUUUCCUAACAUUUUAUGAGUUGUACAGGGAGGAUAUUGGCAUGACUGUUCGUCUUGUGAUAAACUGCAAUGGAAUGAAAAUCAAUACUGUGAGAGAGUACGUGAUUUCUAAUUUUGAUUUGUGCCUUCUUAAAUAAAUAUUAUGAUUCUAUUAUUUGUCUUGCCAGUAUUUUAGGAUGGGGUUGGAUCUUAGCAUAAGUGUGUAUGCAGUAAUGUAUCAAUGAACUUCAGUUGAAUUGAACAAAACAAAAUGGGGUUUUGCUACAACACAUUUGUCCUCUAUUGUUGGUAAUGAUUUAAAGUAGCUACCUGUACAGGUCAUUAUUUCCUUGUGAGUUUAAAUCGUUUAGUGAUUCCUUAAUCAUGAAUAAAGAACAAGAUUCAUUGAGUAUCAGAGUACUUUCUACAAGAACUCAUGGAAAAGACAUGUUUCUGUUUUUUUAUUUUUUUAUUUUUUUUAUGGGAGGACAUGUUUCUGUUUGAUUCAAGAUGUAUGGUGGUUAUUCAUGUUUCUGUUUGCUUUUAGCUGUAUGUUAGUUAGAUCCAGAUGAGUUCAGAGUAGUAGGCAUUUGCUCUGAUGGAUGCUUCACUGUAGCAACUAUUUUGAAAGAAAUCUGGCGGACUUCUCACUUGUUAAAAGCAUGGACCUUUGUGUUUACAUGAUUGCAGUGCUUUUCAAAAAUCACUUCGAGCUCGACUACUGAAGGUAUGCCAUCAAAUCAUAUUCCUUGAGCUGUAAAAUUUCAAUAUUGCAUUCUACUUCAUUCUCAAGUUGACGAAGAGAGAGGAACAGAUUGAGUAGCAUACAAUCUGUGACAUUCUAAUUGAUUCUUUUUUUUUUUCUUUUUUCUUUUUGGCUUAGCAGACAAACCCCAGCACUGAUUACAGUUGCCUGGAAGCAUUUAGCUCAUUGUUUACAAAAGAUAUUCCAUUGCCCGCAGUAAUUUCCCACUUGGCAAUCCGCGUUGCUGCUGUUGAAAUUAAACUGUUUUACUAUCUUGAGGGUUUUAUUGAGACUACCGUCUCAACUGAUUUGUUCUGCAGGGAACCACUGUUGAUUUUAGGCGCACAGCUGAUGGCCAUCUAAUAACUGAAAGUAAGAAAUAGUUGGUCUUUAGGUUGCAUCCAUUCACGUUUGAGAAAGUGAGCUUCUGUAGGUUCAUCCUUGAAAUCUAAAGCUUGCAUGUACCUGCUCUGCCCUCUGGCGCUGAUUAUUGGUUUCUCACUCAAAUUACUUAAUGUUAGUAAUGAUGAGUCAUAGUGGUAUAUGUGCCUCCAGUUAUGUCUGAGUGUAGAGCUCUUUCUUUUUCAUGUAGUUGAAGGAAAUCAUAUUGGAGCAAUCCAGAGCAAGGAACUAUGCAGUAAGUUGUCCUCUCUGAUGAAUGCUAACCAUAUGUGGUGUAGGUGUCUGCUGGGGGUUUGGAAUGGCAGUGUUGCUGGGAAUUCGCUUUGCGUAAACUGAACAUAUGUUUUGAUUUAUGCAGGGGCUUUCUUUGACAUGUAUCUAGGGGAUAUUCCAGUUUCGGAGCAAACAAAGGAAGAUAUUGGCAAAAAUGUGGCGAGUAUCAUUAGGAAAUGCUAAGCCAUCACAACUCCGUUGUCUCAAUUUUUGGAGACAUUUGGCGGGCUAAUGGAAUGAAUAAACAUCUUUGCUUAGCAGAAAGUGUGAAUUCAGGAAUAGUGCUGUGGUAUUGAGCUAGUGGGCACAACGUAGAGGUACUGGUUUAUGUGAGAGUCAUUAGAAAUUGAAUGCACGUCGUUUCCAGAUGCCUAGCUGGAGCUUCAUCUGCUGCUUAGGCGAGUUCCUUUGAUCAACAAGGGGUAGGAGGAUCCAUCUUCGAUUAAGGGUGGUUCCGGUAAAGUCUUGCAGAUUAUACUCUACCGUUGGUUACCGACACAACAAAUGGCAUAAAACGUGCAAAUAUUGUGUCAAUGUUCCAAGGUGGAUCGCUUGUCCAUAUUUAUUAUCUAGCACAGUACGAAGAGUUAUUUGUUCCCUUUGUUACCGAUACAACAAAUGGCUUAAAAUCUU
This is a messenger RNA of Linum trigynum, 5172 nucleotides long. The record is from the annotation of a GenBank genome assembly. Lineage: Eukaryota; Viridiplantae; Streptophyta; Magnoliopsida; Malpighiales; Linaceae.